GUGUCACGUUCACGCGUCAAGCUUUGUGGGCUCCUAAAAAGUGUUUUAUGCUAUUCUAACUAUUGUGUAGUCUGUCACUUGUGCUAUCCUCUGACAGCGGUAAUGAAAAGCUGAAACAUGACUGGUGGCGUUGUUCAUCAAACUCGAAAAGUUAACGGGGCUCAGCACGUCGAAUGUAAACAUGGACAUGUCAAGGCAGAGCCCAGGCCUUAUAUCGUCAGCAAUUUUAAAGGACAGAGGAAGCUCGUGACUGGGUCGACGUGUGAAGAUCUCUUGUCAACCGGCUGCAAAAUUUUUGACGUGCGCAAGACGGACUGCAGACUUGUUCUGGAGGAUGGCACCGAAAUCGACGAUGAGUAUCUCGCUACUUGCGGUGAUUACACGGUUCUGGUCAUCCUGAGAGCAUCUGAACAGAUAAAGUACACUCAAGUGAAAGCACAACAGAUGAUUGCUAACAUUGGGAAGCUGCUCGCGUCUGACCCCCAGCAACUCAACAAAAUAUUCAACCCUGUUAAAGAUGAACUUGUCAGCAAGAUGCUCGGGCAUAUUCAAUCGCUCGAAGCUCCUCAGGUUCUGCUGCUGGCUGACAGCAGGGAAGAGGAUCCAAAAUGGUUUGAAGGAGAGAAGCGGGCAGUAUCAAAAAGGUCUGUCCUUAGAGAGAGGGCCAAGACACGAAUAAAGGGCUACUACUAUAAGUCCAAAGACGAGAUGCAGAAGCGACUUGGCGAAAAUGACAGGGGUUGCGUGCGCCACCUGUUUGAGGAGUUUCUGCGGCUACUCAAGCAACAUGACCACAAUGGCCACUACUUUGUACGUGGUGACACGGGUGCACUAUGCCUAAGUGAUGGCCAGUUUAACUGCCAGGGGACGUUCAGUAAAGACCUGUGCUCUGGGCGGCUUCAUAUGAUCAACCCAUAUGCCAGCAGAGAGCAGCUGGUCAUCUUUAGCACAUGGAAUUUGGAUCACAGAAUCGAGAGGUCCAGAUCGAUCCUGCCAACCAUGUCUAAAGCCAUUCAACUUGCCGAUGGGCGAGCAAUCAAUGUGGAGUAUUUCUACCGGCUCCUAUUCACAACUGAAAACUUGAAACUGGUCCAUCCUGUUUGCCACAUUAAGGCGGAGCACAAUGGCUAUUGCUGUGACCCCAGAAGCUGGUACGCUGGUAAUGUGACACAAAAUGAUGGGCGUGGUGACGAAUCUAUAAAGAGGAUGCAAGAAAGUGGACAAAGUGUUGAGUGACAGGACAGUUGGAUGCAUUUUGUAGCUGAGCUGAACUGUCAAGAAAUCCGUGCCAGCCUGCGGAAGAUGUUUCCUGUCGUGGUGGUGGUUAAGUGGCUAUGGCGUUCUGCAGCUACGUAUGAAGUUGCAAGUUUGAUGCCUAGUCGCGGAGGCCAUAUUUCGAAGUAGACUGAACGCAAAAACGCUUGUGUACUUAUACGCAAAUCUUAUACUUAUACGCAAGUUAAUCUAAAGCCCUCCAAUAUACAGUGUCUCAUAGCACAUGUGUUGCUUUGGGAUGCUAAGUUCCAUCAAUCGAAGAAGACAAGAUGUCAUGACAGGGGACCAAGCCUGAUCUCAGUUAGCAUUGAGGCCAUGUAGGCAAAACAGGCCACAUUGAAGCACUUUUUGCAUUGAUCUUGCUGCCCACCAUUUUUGAUCUCAGCAAAUUGACAUUAGACUUUGUACAUAUGGAUCUAGCCUUCUUGCCUAAACGAUGGCAGUAUAGCAUAAUUUUUGCAAUACCAAUUCAUUCUAGCUUACAUAUGUCCAUCCUGUGACAUUUAGGCAGAGUCCGUUAAACUGUUUUAAUUUGUGGUCUUUAAAUCAAGCUGCCUCUGAAACUUCUCUCUCAAUUAGCAUCAAGCAGAACUACAGAGUUUCUGACCAAAUAUUUCGGACAAUUUCAUGUUCCUGUGGGUUAAAAAUGAAACAUAACUAUAAAUCGAUUGUAAACACAAUGGUAUUUGAUGCUGAAACGUCUCUAUACAACGUUAAACAGUUUAGUAGCUCCUCACUUGCAGGCAAUAUAAGAACUGAACUGAAACAGAAUACUAGUUGAAUAUUUCAGAAUGAUCUUAAACCUACUCAAGACAUGCGGCAGAAUGGGUAGCUCCGCACUGCGACCCUGGUUUGAAGAGGGAGAGGGCAUGGUACUAGUUGUUGCAAUUUUAUGUGCAUUUGCCUAAGUACUACAAAACGAAAGUGAGAAUUAUAUCCAAAUUUUUCAUUGCAGCCUUGAAAAAUACUUUUCAUUGUUUCCUAGCUAAAGCAGCCACAUUCCAAUAUGGGCAGCAUGCAGAGAUGCCUAUGUAGUGUGAUCUGUAAUACUGGCAAUACGUAAAUGUUCAAGGUGGUCAAAAUUAAUGUUGCACCUCCACUAUGGAAUCUCUCGAAGCCCAGACAUGGUUAUGGCAUAUGAAAACCUUCAAUUAUUACGGUGGUUGACAAAAAGUAUAACCCCUGUUUUGCCCUUUUGUUGAAACUGUAUGCACAACAGCAUUUACAACAGCGUAUAUCAGUGGCACUUAUGGAACUCUCGUCAAAGUUGCCUCGUGUUUGGACCAUUUUGAUGCAAGUCAAGGAUGCUGCAAGCAUAUUAAAAGAAAAGCAAAAAGGCAUUACACGUUCGAUGUUGAGGUAGCAGGACCUUGAGAAUAAGGGAUGGUAAAAUUUCUGCAUUUGAAAACAAAUAUGACUGUUACUAUGGGAUCACAGACAUCUAAGCACUGCUUAAAAGAAAAAGGUAGUGCUGCAAGUGCCAUUUGUGAACUUUUCAGUUCUUUGCCUAACUGUGAUCAUACUGUUAUGAAGCAAUUUGAGGAAGACGCUUGUGCAUGAAAAAGACGAACUUGAAGUUGUGGCAGGCAUCUAGCAUGAGCCUUUUGUGUACAAUCCUCUGUGUCUGUCAGUGCACCUCUACAUGUGAAUAGUUCUUUCGUACAUUUCUGCGAGAGGCACUCCUUCCGUUGACAGUACUUUGGCUCUGGGCCGGAUGGAUUUUACAUGUUUAAUUGUAGACCCAGGUGUUUUGCCACUGCCAACAUAGAGACUAGGUGCCAUUAAAGCCAGCAUGGUGUUUUACCUUAUGGGGCAUCGGCAAGCAUUGCAUAGCUUAUUGAUGCAGUUAAUUGAUGCAAUGAAUUGCAGUAAAUUUUUUAAAUGAUCGUAUGGGCCCAGAAUCAGCUGUAUUCCUCAUUGCAAUGAACUGCUUUUGCAAGAAUAUUUUGUA
Dermacentor silvarum is the source of this 3226-nucleotide messenger RNA. It is a transcript of the gene Drep4, whose product is annotated as DNA fragmentation factor subunit beta-like. The coding region runs from base 118 to 1236 and encodes 372 amino acids. The record is from RefSeq and is a predicted model, not a curated record. Gene Ontology annotation, biological process: apoptotic DNA fragmentation; apoptotic process. Gene Ontology annotation, cellular component: cytoplasm; nucleus. NCBI's taxonomy places the organism in Eukaryota, Metazoa, Arthropoda, Arachnida, Ixodida, Ixodidae. The transcript has 6 exons. Gene Ontology annotation, molecular function: DNA endonuclease activity.